UUUUACGUGAUGACGUAUGUGAAAACGUCUAAGACGGAGCGAAAAUGGCGGAGUAUCUGGCAUCCAUUUUCGGCACAGAGAAAGACAAGGUUAAUUGUUCCUUCUAUUUCAAAAUUGGAGCUUGCAGACAUGGAGAUCGCUGCUCAAGAUUGCACAAUAAACCAACUUUCAGCCAGACCAUCUUGAUUCAGAACAUCUACCGCAAUCCCCAGAACAGCGCUCAGACGGCCGACGCUUCUCGUUGUGCUGUCAGCGAUGUGGAAAUGCAGGAGCAUUAUGAUGAGUUCUUUGAGGAAGUGUUCACAGAGAUGGAGGAGAAGUACGGGGAGGUGGAGGAGAUGAACGUGUGUGAUAACUUAGGCGACCAUCUUGUUGGCAAUGUUUAUGUGAAGUUUCGUCGUGAGGAGGAUGCAGAGAAAGCGGUAAUGGACCUAAACAACCGAUGGUUCAAUGCUCAACCAAUCCAUGCAGAACUCUCCCCAGUUACUGACUUCAGGGAAGCCUGCUGCCGCCAGUAUGAAAUGGGAGAGUGUACCCGAGGUGGUUUCUGCAACUUCAUGCACCUGAAACCUAUAUCACGGGAACUUCGACGAGAGCUCUACGGCCGCCGCAGGAAAAGACAUCGCUCCCGUUCACGUUCCAGAGAACGACGCUCCCGCUCUAGGGAUCGACGACGGGACCGCGAAAGACGAAGGUCGAGGGACCGAGAGCGCUCUGGAAGAUUCUGAAAGUAGCCAAGAUGGACCCACCAAAUCCCUCCUUCUCAACCCCAGCAGUGAUGACAAACUUUAUUUUCUUUUUUGUUUUUUUCUUUUUAUUUUUUGGGGUGAAUUGUCAAAAUUGUUCUGUUCUUUUAAUCCCUUUUUUAAAGACAAGCUUGUGUCGCUUUCUCAAUAAAACAGAUUUGUAACUGCA
Molecule: messenger RNA, 915 nt
Organism: Melanotaenia boesemani (Boeseman's rainbowfish)
Lineage: Eukaryota; Metazoa; Chordata; Actinopteri; Atheriniformes; Melanotaeniidae
Product: splicing factor U2AF 35 kDa subunit
Exons: 8
Coding region: 45-728 (227 amino acids)
Biological process (GO): mRNA splicing, via spliceosome
Cellular component (GO): spliceosomal complex; U2AF complex
Molecular function (GO): pre-mRNA 3'-splice site binding; metal ion binding
Source: RefSeq, a predicted model, not a curated record